Molecule: messenger RNA, 2890 nt
Organism: Prorocentrum cordatum
Lineage: Eukaryota; Dinophyceae; Prorocentrales; Prorocentraceae
Source: the annotation of a GenBank genome assembly
ACCCCCACCCCCCACGAUUUCUGAGGGGGAGGGCGGGGCUUCGCUUCGCCUGGGAGCUCCCGAGCGAAGGGAACCCCGCCCCCCCCCCCUCGGAAAAGUCGUGGGGGGCAGGGGCAGGGCUCGCGCGAGGCCCCCUAUGUCUUUGCGUGCAGCCGCCUGCCGAGGGGCCCCUCGGGGAGCGGGCGACCGGGCCGCCCGCUCCUCGGGGGCCAGCCUUCGGGCGCCCGCCCUCGUGCGGGCGGGCGCCUCUCUGUGCGGGCCCCGCAGGGGCCUCCUCGUGUUCCCUCGCCGCUCCUCGUCUUGCGGAGGCCCGGCCGGUGCCCCGGCGUGCCAGCGUGCAGCUCCUCGUGCGCAGCACGGGUCGCUCAUGGCCUCGGGCGUCGGGGCGCAGCUCGGUCGUCGCUGGGGGAGGAGAGGGGGCCUCCAGCCUGAAGCAGCGCACACGUGCACACCGUUCAUCUCUAUGGAUUCGGAAGCUCUUUGAUUUUCUUGGGGGGCCAAGACCCUUUCAUUUCUAAUUGUUCUAUCCUGGGCCUCUUCCUGGCCACUAGGGCGCCAGGAACAAUUAGAAACGAGCACGAUUAGAAAUGAGCACGAUUAGAAAUGAACGACGUGUUUGGAUGGUUGUCGCUAAAAGGGAGCAUCUAGUCGUUCCCCAGCCAUGUCGGGCAGGCAGAGGGCGGUGCCAGAGAAGGAAUACAAGAGGUGGGAGCAAGAGGUGGUCAACAAGUUUUACACGGAGUCUCAGGCCCAUACAGAGUUGGUUCCAACAGAUGGACAUCCUUCUAUAGUGCAGAAGGAGAAGGUAAUCGCGGUUGUGCUUGCUGGCGAUGGAGGAAUGAUCGAUCAAGUGGCUCGCGAGGAGAUCGAUGAACUUCCUAGGAAGGGUGGUCAUAUCAUGCUGUUUCACAUAGGGAAGGACGAGAAAGAUGGGGUUAGCUAUGGUUAUAUCGAGGAGAAAAAAGAGUUUGUCCAUCCAGGGAUCGACGUUGGCGGUCUGACGAAUUACAGGCAACCGAUAGGGAAAUCGGCCAACUUUAUCCCUGAUGCAGAUGCGCACUUUGUUAUCGGUCCGCAUUGUGAUGCAGAGUCGGCGGGAAUGCUGGGAAGCCAAUUGCGGGAGACAUGGAAUAAGUAUGCCCCAAAACCUCUCCCUCAAGACUUCAACACUAAGCUGUCCGAAGUGGUGAGGUCCAUUCAUGAUGUUUUUCAAGACAAUGGAGGUGCAGUGCUGAAGUUUUGGAAGCCGCCUUCUGAGCACCGGGUAUUGGUCACGUCCGCCGACGUGAGGGCUCGCACGGGGAAAUACUAUGAGCGCGUGUUCGGGAAAGGCCUGUAUGCAAUGGAGUCUGAUGGAAUCGGCCUCUUUGCAGGCGUGUCCAAGUCAUCCAUCACUCCCAACAUCAAUCAGCGCAACAUCGAUCUGGAGUAUAUUCCAUACGCGCCAGCACCUCCGACGUGCACAACGUCCUCUUCUUCAAGAUGCGUGCCGACGUCCCGCCGGCGGCCGUGCCGAUGUUGGGCGGCGGCGACCGCGGCGUUGCCGGUUCUCGUCGGCGCAGCCCUGGCCAGCGGCAUUCAAAGAUUCAAGUCGAUGGAUGAGCACCGGCGGUCACAGGCGUUGGACAGCCUCUACAAGUGGAGCCUCCGGGUGGGCGCAGACCGCCUGGACGGCUCCGUGCUCCGCGAGGGCCCUGGCUUGGACGUGGACGUGCCGCCCACGCUGGUUGGGAAGAGCGCCGUGAUCACGGGCGGCACCAAGGGGUGCGGCUUCCACGCGGCCGUCAACUUCAAGGCGCUCGGCGCCGACGUUGUGAUAUCGGGCCGGUCUGAGGCCAAGGCGGGAGACGCUGCCAGGAAGAUCGCCGAGCUGGGGGGGCGCCGUCCGGGCGCUGCCGCCGGCCCGCACAGGGUGGUGCGCCCCGAGGAGAGCUAUGGCUCCGUCGUCGGCCUGCCUCUGGACACCACGGUCUUCGAGACGGUGAGGCGGUUCGCGUUCCUGGUCGUGAGAGCUGUGCCCUCUCCGAGCAUAGACUUCCUCAUCCUGAACGCCGGCACCAGCCACAGCGACGCCGACCAGGAGGCCUGCGUCGCGCAGGGCUACCCCAGGUGUCUCAAGCCUGCCUUGGGGCGAGCUUGCCCAGCGAAGUGCAGGGACGACACCGAGUGGGUAGCCAAGAGCGGGCACAACCGUGUGAUGGCUGGGAAUCACCUGGGGCACUUCCUCCUGGCCUCGAUGCUGGCUCCACACCUCGCACCCGACGCGAGCGUCGUUGUUGUGAGCAGCUUGGCCAUGUGGUUCGGGAACCCGCACUGGCUCAUGCAGCACUGGGGAUCCCCGCCGCAGCGGCUCGAGACAGUGAAGGAGGAGAUCAAGGGCGGCGGCGACCUCAGAUCUCGGCCUGGAUCGACGUGCUGAAGGACGCCUGAGGGUAGGCGCCCCAGAGACAAGUUCAGAGGCCGAGGAUGAAGAUGAAAUCCUUUUUGAGGCCUGGCUCUAGUGAGUUGGGGUUCGGAGGGCGCGGGCACCGCGCCGUAGCCAUUGAGCUUCGGCAGUGCGGCCUCGUGCACCUGGCAAUGUGACGCACUCUCGACGGGUGCGGACGGCGGACGCACGCUUAGGAUGGCCCCUGCUCCUUUUCGCCUCCCCCUUCGCCCCUCGCCUUUCGUGGCCCCUGCCCGUCGCUCGUGGCCUCCUCUGUUCGGCCCCCUCGGUCGGCCCCCUUCGGCCGGCUCGGUCCCUCGUGUAGGCGCAGCUUGAGCUUCCUAGUCACGAAACCAGUCAGUGGAGCAGUCAUUCUGAUCUCUCGUCCCACAGCCGCUCACAGACAGACACCUCCACCUCCUUCUCCUCCUCCCCCUCUCCCCCUCCUCCUCCUCCUCCUCCUCC